AUGGCCUCUGAUUUCCGGUGCAUUAUGACAGCAUUUUCUCCAAUCGUGUACGCGAACCCGGCAAACAAAGACCCUUCCGAUAUGAACCCGGCUACGGCCAAGCAGUACUACAUUUUGGCCACCGCGUCGGCAGAGAGCACUGUUGCGAUCUGGAACACUGCCUCGAGUGCGCCGCUCAUUAUUGCAAACGAGGUCAGUCUCAGCGCGAUUCAGGAUAUGUGCUGGAGUGCCGACGGCCGUCUACUCUUCAUAUCGACAGCCGCGGGCGAGCUGUUGAUAGGUGUUUUUGGAGAGGGCGAGUUGGGAACCGCAGUCAUUCCACUGGACAAAAAGAUGCAGCUGGAACAGGCUGUGGCGGAAACGCUUGCAGGACAGCUGAAGAGACGCGAUAAGUGGAUCAAGGAAAAUGAGUCAGUCAAGGAGCCCGUUGCGGCCCCUGCUACCGACCCUAAGAAGACGGCAGUUAAAAAAGAAUCCAAUGGGCCUGCUGUUCCAGAGGUGUCUACGGUUCCGGUGGAUCUUAAAAAACGGCCUGCUUCGACAGCGGAUUUCGAUGCACCAUCAACGUCAGUUCCUCGGGAACUCUCGCAGAAAGCAAACAAAAUUAUCAAGAAGGACGACAGCGCCCAAAACGGCAAGAAAAAGAGAGAGCUAGAACCGUUGGAUUUUAUUGGCUCUGUGGUGCUCAAUCCGCAGCUCUCGUUUAGUAAUGUGAGGAUUUCCGUGGCCAAAGUGCGACUCAAUUUUUUCUACACCUUGCCAGAGGAUGAGUCCUUAUAUUUAGAGGUGAAGAAUGGCACAGGAUUUGAGUCGUCACCCACACGGAUCGCACUAAUGAAGAAGCUGUCAGAAGAAAAUAGAAAGCAGAUAUUUGUGGAUUUUAUUCCGCACAAGGUGCACUUGGUGGCUGCCACCGAAAAGCAUUGGGCCGUGUCGACAACCAAUGGACAGAUAAUAGUUUACGGCAGCUCGGGGCGCCGCGUACUGCCUCCCUUGAUUUUGGGGUCGCCUCUGUCUUUUAUGGAAAUGAAAAACCAGUAUCUGCUGGCCGUCACGAGCGUGGGAGAGAUGUACGCUUGGGACUUGGACGUUCCUAAGGCCCUUUUCAGACCAACGUCGCUGUACCCUUUAUUGCAGCCGAUAUACCGCGCCAAUCAGUACGAGACAAUCACAGAGGCCAACGGACUGGUGUUUGUGAAUGGGGAUCUUCUCACGCGGUCUGAAAACCUUACCAUGUGUUCAAUUUCCAGCACAGGAGUUCCCAUAGUCACUCUCAGCAACGGCAACGGGUACUUGUACGACAAAAACAUGAACUCAUGGUCUCUAAUUAGCGACUCCUGGUGGGCGUUCGGGUCACAAUACUGGGAUUUCACAAGGUCGCAGAUCGAGGAUGAGUCCAUCGUUGGUGUUUUGGAAAGUCGCACAAAUGAAGAGCUUCUGCGUCGAGGAAAGGGCCGUCUUCUGAAUAAAAUAUCCAAGGUAAUGUUGAUGAAAGAGGGAUACGAGAACCUGGAGACGGUGAUUUCACUCAACCAUCUCGAAAACAAAAUAUUAGUGUAUCAACAGCUGCAGGACGCGAAGAGUUUUAAAAGCUAUCUGAUUCUCUACGUGAAAAGACUAUGCGAGCUCAAUCUCAAAAAUCGCCUGAUUGAGUUGUUCGAGGAACUCUAUUUUAGCAAAGAGGGAAAGAUAUGCGGUUUGGAUACAGCAGAACUAUUGAAAACGCUUAUUCUCAGUUGCUCCAAAUAUAGAGAGGUGCAAAGAAUACUGGUGGUGUACGGAGAGAACACUGGUCUUCUGGAAGAUGACAUACUGUAA
This is a messenger RNA of Ogataea polymorpha, 1818 nucleotides long. RefSeq lists its product as uncharacterized. Gene Ontology annotation, cellular component: HIR complex; nucleus. The coding region runs from base 1 to 1818 and encodes 605 amino acids. Gene Ontology annotation, biological process: DNA-templated transcription; chromatin remodeling; regulation of DNA-templated transcription. The transcript has a single exon. NCBI's taxonomy places the organism in Eukaryota, Fungi, Ascomycota, Pichiomycetes, Pichiales, Pichiaceae. The record is from RefSeq and is a predicted model, not a curated record. Gene Ontology annotation, molecular function: nucleosome binding; protein binding.